Messenger RNA from Hemibagrus wyckioides, 3031 nucleotides. RefSeq names its product G protein-coupled receptor 83 (gene gpr83). The transcript has 4 exons. Gene Ontology annotation, cellular component: membrane. The record is from RefSeq and is a predicted model, not a curated record. Gene Ontology annotation, molecular function: neuropeptide Y receptor activity. The coding region runs from base 89 to 1120 and encodes 343 amino acids. Lineage: Eukaryota; Metazoa; Chordata; Actinopteri; Siluriformes; Bagridae. Gene Ontology annotation, biological process: neuropeptide signaling pathway.
GUCAGUCAGUGAGUCUGUGAGUGAGUGUGUGAGGUGUGUGUGUGAGGAGUGUGUGAGGUGUGUGUGAGGAGAGUGUUAGGAGUGUGUGAUGGAGAUGGCUCUUGGUAACAGCUCUGUGGAUUUCUUCUCAGCUCUAUGGAACUUCUCGGUGGAAGACACUGAGGGAGAGAACGAUGUCCGUGACUUUGCCGAGUCACACAAGCCCAUGGUCCGCGGACUGCUCUCAUUCUCCUACUCCAUCAUCAUCAUCAUCUCUCUGUUCGGGAACACUGUGGUGUGUCACGUGGUGAUGAAGAGUAAGCGCAUGCACUCAGUCACCGGAGUCUUCAUCAUGAACCUGGCCAUCGCUGACAUCCUCAUCACCCUCCUCAACACACCAUUCACUCUGGUGCGCUUCAUCUAUAGUACCUGGGUGUUUGGAAAGGUGAUGUGUCAUGUGAGCCGUUUCGCUCAGUACUGCUCCGUCCAUGUGUCUGUUUUCACACUUGUGGCUAUUGCUAUCGACCGACACCAGGUGGUGCUGCACCCAAUGAAGCAGAGGAUGUCCCGUCUGCAGGGUGUGGUCUGGGUUGGGGUGAUCUGGUUGAUGGCCACAUGUUUCUCUCUUCCUCAUGCAAUCUACCAAACCUUGCUGCACUUCAAGAUCAGUGAGGGGAACAUCAGGAUGGUUUGUCUGCCUAGCUUCCCUCAGCCCUCAGACCUAUUCUGGAAGUACCUGGACCUCGUCACCUUUGUCCUGCUCUAUGUGUUGCCGUUGAUGAUAAUCACCAUGGCUUACGUUGUCAUGGCCAAAAAGCUGUGGACGCGCAACACCAUCGGCGACGUGACACUGGCCCAGAGCUAUGCCCACCGCCGGAGGAAGAGGAUGACCAUGAAGAUGAUGAUAGCGGUGGUGGCCGUGUUCGCCAUCUGCUGGUUCCCGUUGAACUGCUACGUGGUUCUGCUGUCUAGCAAAGUGAUCCAGGCAAACAACGGCGUGUACUUCAGCUUCCACUGGCUGGCCACGAGCUCCACCUGCUACAACCCCUUCAUCUACUGCUGGCUCAACCACAACUUCAGAGUGGAAAUCAGAUCACUUCUGCUCAUUGGACGAGGAAAAAUCAGCAGCCAGCAGACCUGAAGAUCACAAGAAAGAACUUCUCUACUUCAUCUCUCCAUCCUGAGUGUACUGAGUUCCAUCCUUCUUUAUUUCAUCCUGGUUGAUCCAGUAUAUCUUACAUUUGUCUUUAUUUUGUCCCAGCUGACCCAGCGUAUAUUCACAUGAUGUCCUGGGUCACCCCGCAUGUAUUACCUCAUCACAUUACACAAUAUAUGCAAAGUGCAUCAUCACUUUGCAUAUAUGUUACAUCAUCACCCUGUAUGUAUUACAUCAAAACUCUACAUAUAUUGCAUCAUCAACCUACAUGUAUUAUAUCAUCAUUCUAAUUUAAAUUACAUCAUCAUCCUGCAUGUAUUACAUCAUCAACCUACAUGUAUUACAUCAUCAUUCUAAUUUAAAUUACAUCAUCACCCUGCAUGUAUUACAUCAUCAUUCUAAUUUAAAUUACAUCAUCACCCUGCAUGUAUUACAUCAUCAACCUACAUGUAUUACAUCAUCAUUCUAAUUUAAAUUACAUCAUCACCCUGCAUGUAUUACAUCAUCAUUCUAAUUUAAAUUACAUCAUCAACCUACAUGUAUUACAUCAUCAUUCUAAUUUAAAUUACAUCAUCACCCUGCAUGUAUUACAUCAUCACCCUGCAUGUAUUACAUCAUCAUUCUAAUUUAAAUUACAUCAUCACCCUGCAUGUAUUACAUCAUCAUUCUAAUUUAAAUUACAUCAUCACCCUGCAUGUAUUACAUCAUCAACCUACAUGUAUUACAUCAUCAUUCUAAUUUAAAUUACAUCAUCACCCUGCAUGUAUUACAUCAUCACCCUGCAUGUAUUACAUCAUCAACCUACAUGUAUUACAUCAUCAUUCUAAUUUAAAUUACAUCAUCACCCUGCAUGUAUUACAUCAUCACCCUGCAUGUAUUACAUCAUCACCCUGCAUGUAUUACAUCAUCAACCUACAUGUAUUACAUCAUCAACCUACAUGUAUUACAUCAUCAUUCUAAUUUAAAUUACAUCAUCACCCUGCAUGUAUUACAUCAUCACCCUGCAUGUAUUACAUCAUCAUUCUAAUUUAAAUUACAUCAUCACCCUGCAUGUAUUACAUCAUCACCCUGUAUUCUUCUCUGGAUUAUUUUAAAAGAGUGAGAUUUUUAGAUGGUCCUAAGUAAGAUCCAUCAGUUUCUCUAUAAACUCUCUCUCAGCAAGCCUUUGUUCUGAUUUGCGUAGCGCUGGUGUGUCAGUGAAAUCCUCAUUUUGGUGUUGAUGUGAAAAUAAAUCACUUUUUCAUGUUUACAUAUUUAGCUUCGUGCUGGAGCACAUGUGCAAACAACCAAAUGACACGUUUACACUCUUGUUCAGAGAAAAGCCAGGAAGCAGAACUGUGACGUUAAUGUGGGUCAUGUGACCAAGCACUGGAGCAGGAGGAAGAGUGUGUGUUUCCAUCACUAGUGUAUAGAACUGGACCUAAUGGCCUUUUGCUGUAGUUUUCUGAAGACAUUUCUAUAGAAGAGGAGCGGUGUGUUACACUUUCUCUCAGCGAAACUGCAGAAAUAAACAACUCUAGACAAGCUGUGAGUCCCUGAGCUUCUCCAUAAUCUAUUCAAAUCUGUAGCAAAGUUUUACACAGAAACCUGACUAUCAGACAAAUCCGCUGGAGAGUCCGUCAUCCUGCAGUCCUGCCGUGCCUCUGCGCUCUGACCGCAACUCCACACAGGUUUAUUUUUGUGAAUGUAAUGUAGAAUUCUUAUUUCACUAGAUUUAUAUCAGAGCAGGGAAACAAAUAUCACCAAGCACAACAAACAUCUGCCUCCAGUCUUACACAGAACUUUACUGUAAAUAUCUGGUUUUAAAAUCACUGUUUUUGUCACGUUAGUGCCAGUUUUAUUAGGGAUUUGAGAGAUGUGUGUUGGUGUGUUUGUUUCAAAACCUUUUUAAAUUAA